AUGGCCGGUAGGCCCUCCGGAUCGCAUCGAGCCGCUGGCCACGAUGACGACCUCCUUCUGGACUCCGGUCCAAUCUAUAACUCUGGCCAGCCCCCGCCCGUGAAUGAUGAGCACCUACUUCAACAGUACGACAUUGACGACUCCGACACGCCCCAUGCGCAACCGCGUCCUUCCGUAUCCUACGAUAGUUUUGUCGGCAGCAGAGCGCAGCAAGCCGGAGCUCACCAUGCAGCUCCCGGUCUUGCGCACGUCGCUCAUCCAGGCGUGUACGAGAGCGAUCCUUACUCCGACGAACCGGUAACCCGGACCUAUUCGCAGACCUCCGGACUGGACAACUACCAGCGAUACUCGUUCGACGAACUCGAGGAUUCCCACUCCGGAUACUACGACCUUGACCCGCAUGAAGAUCGGAUACCGAGCGCGGCUCAUGUACGCAAGGCCAAUGAACGGAACAGCAUUAUGGGGCUGGGAGGCGGCAUCAUGGGGAAGGCGAAAUACAUGUUUGGAAUGGGACCGCAGUAUUCCGAGAUGGAUUUGCCAUUAACAGAGGCCGGGGCGAGACGAGCUACAGUUGACAGCAGUGAUGCGCCAGGAGCCGUGAAGUCCAAAAAGCCGUCCGGCGCAUCUGGCUUCACGUCCAUAUUUGGCCGAAGAAAGGUCGAUCCUGCAAGUCUGGGUCCUCGUAUCAUUCAGGUCAACAAUCCCCCAGCCAACGCCACACACAGGUUCAUAAGCAACCAUGUGUCAACCGCGAAGUACAACAUCUUCACCUUUAUUCCCAAAUUUCUUUUCGAGCAAUUCUCAAAAUACGCCAACCUUUUCUUCUUGCUCACUGCCGUUCUCCAACAAAUCCCCAAUGUCUCGCCGACAAGCAGGUACACCACUAUCGUGCCGCUAGCUAUCGUGCUGGCGGUAUCUGCCAUCAAGGAACUAGUCGAAGAUUACAAACGACGAAUGUCAGACCGAGGCUUGAAUUAUUCCAAAACGCAAGUUCUUCGUGGCUCUUCUUUCCACGAAACAAAAUGGGUGGAUGUUGUAGUUGGUGACAUUGUUCGAGUUGAGUCCGAACGGCCAUUCCCCGCAGAUUUGGUCCUCAUGGCGUCAUCGGAGCCUGAGGGAUUAUGCUAUAUCGAGACGGCCAAUUUGGAUGGCGAGACCAACUUGAAGAUCAAGCAGGCUAUACCCGAAACCGCUCAUUUGGUCAGUCCUAGUGACUUAAGUCGGCUGGGAGGCCGAAUUCGGUCCGAACAACCCAACAGCAGUCUUUAUACCUACGAAGCUACCUUGACUAUGAACGCUGGUGGUGGGGAGAAGGAACUGUCCCUCGCUCCAGACCAAUUGCUUCUUCGUGGUGCAACUCUGCGCAACACGCCCUGGAUCCAUGGUAUUGUCGUUUUCACCGGCCACGAAACUAAGUUGAUGCGAAAUGCAACAGCUACGCCGAUUAAGCGCACUGCUGUGGAACGUACGGUUAAUGUUCAGAUUUUGAUGCUGGUGGGCAUUCUCGUUGCCCUUAGUGUUGUCAGCUCUGUGGGCGACCUGGUCAUUCGUAAAACCAGAGGCAAGAGUCUUGCCUACCUGGAUUACGGAGAUACCAAAGCCGUCAAUCAAUUUUUCUUGGAUCUUUUCACCUACUGGGUGCUCUAUUCUAACUUGGUUCCUAUCUCGCUCUUCGUGACCAUUGAAAUCGUCAAAUACUUCCAGGCGUACCUCAUCAACUCUGAUUUGGACAUUUACCACGUGGAAACAGAUACCCCUGCAACAUGUCGUACAUCAUCUCUGGUCGAAGAGCUUGGCCAGAUCGAAUACAUCUUCUCUGACAAGACUGGAACAUUGACAUGCAACCAGAUGGAGUUCAAGCAAUGCACAAUCGCCGGAAUCCAGUACGGAGACGACGUUUCGGAAGACCGACGGGCUACUUCGGGUGAAGAUUCCGAGUAUGGAAUCUACGAUUUCAAGACUCUUCGACAGAACUCCCAAUCGCACCCCUCUCAGCAUGCUAUCCAACAGUUCCUCACUCUCUUGGCUACUUGCCACACGGUCAUUCCCGAACGCACAGGGAAUGAUCCCAAUGAGAUCAAGUACCAGGCAGCCUCACCAGACGAGGCUGCUCUGGUAGAUGGUGCUGCUUCUCUGGGAUAUCGUUUCACGAACCGAAAACCAAGAUCCGUUCUUUUUGAAACCGGCGGCCAGGAAUUUGAAUACGAGCUACUGGCGGUGUGUGAGUUCAACUCGACUCGAAAGAGAAUGUCCACCAUUUUCCGAUGCCCAGAUGGCAAGGUCCGGAUCUACUGCAAGGGAGCCGACACGGUAAUCCUCGAGCGACUUCACCCGGAUAACCCUACUGUGGAGACAACUCUCCAGCAUCUUGAAGAAUAUGCCUCCGAGGGUCUGCGUACUCUUUGCCUUGCCAUGCGUGAGGUUCCCGAGGAGGAAUUCCAGCAAUGGUGGCAGAUUUUUGACAAGGCUAACACCACUGUGAGCGGUAAUCGUGCUGACGAACUCGACAAAGCUGCCGAGCUGAUUGAAAAAGAAUUUUACCUUCUUGGUGCCACCGCCAUUGAGGAUCGACUGCAGGAUGGUGUGCCCGAUACCAUUCACACACUCCAGACUGCAGGAAUCAAGAUCUGGGUCCUAACUGGUGAUCGCCAGGAGACUGCUAUUAACAUUGGCAUGUCCUGUAAACUUAUUUCGGAAGAUAUGACUCUGCUCAUCAUCAAUGAGGAGUCCGCGGACGCCACACGAGCCAGUAUACAAUCGAAAUUGGACGCCGUGAAGACUCAAGCGAACUCCGGUGACAUUGAGACCUUGGCUUUGGUGAUUGAUGGAAAGUCUUUGACAUUUGCCUUGGAAAAAGACAUGGAGAAAAUGUUCCUGGACCUUGCUAUCAUGUGCAAGGCCGUGGUCUGCUGUCGUGUGUCUCCUUUGCAGAAAGCUCUGGUCGUCAAACUCGUCAAAAGAAACUUGAAAUCCCUACUUCUGGCUAUUGGUGAUGGUGCAAACGACGUAUCUAUGAUUCAAGCUGCUCAUGUUGGCGUCGGUAUAAGUGGUAUGGAAGGUCUCCAAGCUGCUCGAUCGGCCGAUGUGGCAAUUGCCCAGUUCCGUUUCCUCCGAAAACUUCUGUUGGUUCACGGCGCCUGGAGUUAUUCUCGCAUUAGUCGAGUCAUUUUAUACUCUUUCUACAAGAACAUUACUCUGUACAUGACACAAUUCUGGUAUUCCUUCCAAAACGCUUUUUCUGGAGAGGUUAUCUACGAGUCGUGGACGCUCUCUUACUACAACGUGGUAUUCACCGUUCUGCCCCCAUUUGCCAUGGGAAUCUUCGACCAGUACAUCUCCGCUCGACUGCUGGACCGAUACCCUCAACUGUACCAGAUGGGCCAAAAGGGUCUCUUCUUCAAGAAGCACAGCUUCUGGGCCUGGGUUCUCAACGGAUUCUUCCAUUCGCUGCUUCUCUACAUUGCAUCUCAGUUGAUUUUCCUCUGGGAUCUUCCCAUGUUUAAUGGCCACGUCGCUGGCCAUUGGGUGUGGGGCGAGGCAUUGUAUACUGCCGUUCUGGGAACUGUUCUCGGCAAGGCGGCUCUGGUUUCCAACAUCUGGACCAAAUAUACCUUCAUCGCUAUUCCUGGAUCUAUGCUCCUGUGGCUUAUUUUCCUUCCAGCCUAUGGUUAUGCUGCGCCCGCCCUAGGAUUUUCAUUUGAAUACUACGGUACCAUUCCCGUCCUUUUCAAACUCCCUGUCUUCUAUCUGAUGGCCCUCGUCCUCCCCUGCCUCUGUCUCCUGCGUGAUUUUGCCUGGAAGUACGCCAAGCGCAUGUACUACCCACAGCAUUACCACCACGUCCAGGAGAUUCAGAAGUACAAUGUGCAGGACUACCGUCCUCGCAUGGAACAGUUCCAAAAAGCCAUUCGGAAGGUCCGCCAGGUGCAGCGUAUGCGCAAGCAACGCGGUUAUGCCUUCUCGCAAGCCGAUGAUGGUGGCCAAAUGCGUGUCUUGAAUGCCUACGACACCACCCAAGGUCGUGGACGUUAUGGUGAGAUGGCGAGCUCCCGGACCCCGGCCUUAUGA
This is a messenger RNA of Penicillium odoratum, 4068 nucleotides long. RefSeq names its product aminophospholipid-translocating P4-type ATPase DRS2. Gene Ontology annotation, biological process: phospholipid translocation; endocytic recycling; intracellular protein transport. The record is from RefSeq and is a predicted model, not a curated record. Gene Ontology annotation, cellular component: plasma membrane. Gene Ontology annotation, molecular function: ATP binding; ATP hydrolysis activity; ATPase-coupled intramembrane lipid carrier activity. Lineage: Eukaryota; Fungi; Ascomycota; Eurotiomycetes; Eurotiales; Aspergillaceae. Bases 1 to 4068 code for a protein of 1355 amino acids. The transcript is spliced from 2 exons.